Messenger RNA from Blepharisma stoltei, 2280 nucleotides. The record is from the annotation of a GenBank genome assembly. Lineage: Eukaryota; Ciliophora; Heterotrichea; Heterotrichida; Blepharismidae.
AUGGUUUUUCAAAUUUUUACUUUGAUUCAAAUUUCAUUGAUUUCCUGCUGCAUGGGAUUUUACACAUAUCCAUCAAAUAAUUCAGAUACGUCAAUAAGCACAGAAAAUUCAAUUCAAGACCCUGAAGCUGAAAAUUAUUCAGAUUUGCCUUCUAUUCCUGAUACACCUUCAAGCUCAGCUUCAAUUGUGAGUUUGGUACUUGGAAUUCUUAUUCUUACAAUUGGAGCUGCGAUUUGGGGAUAUUUUGAGUGGAGUUUUCAACUGACUCCCCCCCCCUUUAAAUUGGAACUAAAAAAUUUUGUUCCAAUUUAAAGGGGGGUUAAUUUUUUUUUUUAAAAAAAAAUAUCAAUAUAAAAUUUUUUAUAAAAAAAAAAAUUUAUAUAAAAAUUAAAAACAAAAAAAUUCAAAAACUUAUCGAAUUAGAUCAAUAAAUUUGUUUAAUAAAAUACCAUUUACUCUUUAUCCUUUAAAACAAAGCAAGAUAUAACUAAAUUUUCAUUAUUAGUUAAUACGCCACUAUUAAUAGGUAUCAAAAUUAUUUACACAAAAAAAAUUAUUAUUUUUAUUGAUAAAAAAAAAAUUUAGAAAAUUUAUCGAUCAAAGUGCUAAUUUUGUUUAAAUAUGAUGCUAUUUAUACUCUAUUCUUUAAAAUAAACAAUAAAUAAGUAAAUUUUAUAAAGAAUUCCUAUUGAAUUUAUAUCAAAACUAUUUAAAUAAAAAAUAUCGUUUUUAUCAAAAAAAUAUAAAAAUUUUUUGAAAAAUUUUUAAAAACAAAAAUUGAUUUUUUUUUUAAAAUUUAGCAAUUAAGGAUAAUAAAUUUAUCUAAAUAAGAUGCUCUUUAUACUCUCUUCUUUAAGCAGGAGCAAGAUAUAACUAAAAUUUGAAUUUUAGUUAAGAAGAAACAUUUAACUUAUAUCAAAACUUUUUACAUAAAAAUUAUAUAUAAUUUUUUAUUAUAAAAUUAAAUUUUGUUCCAAUUUAAAGGGGGUUAAUUUACCAAAAAAGUGGAAUUUUUACCUAUAUUUUGUUCCAAUUUAAAGGGGGGUUAAUUUACCAAAAAAGUGGAAAUUUUACCUAUAUUUUGUUCCAAUUUAAAGGGGAGGGAGUGAGAAAAAGAUUUCUGAACAAGUGUCUGAGCGUCGUGAUAGAUGCUCCACCUGUAAUAGACUCAGAAAAUAACGGAAAAUUGCUAUUUGUUGCUGGAAAUUUGCAGGUCGGUAUGCCUUUUUAUCUUCAAGACCCGUUUCUCCCUAUAGUUACAGUUUCAGAAGCCCUUUUGCUUAAAAGGCAAGCCGAGAUGUACCAAUGGCAAGAAGAAACAGUAAAGGACGGCCUUAAAGCAAUAGACUACAAAAAGGUUUGGGCCAGAUCCCAAAUCAGCUCAUCUCACUUCAAGUAUCACGAAGACCACCAUAACCCCGAUUGAGACCCAAAGCUCCAAAAUGCGACUUUUUCAUGCCAGCCUGAAGCUUUUAUCGGCCCUUAUAGAAUGUCAAGAGAAAUUCUUAAAAAAAUCCCCAUAAGAGAAAAACUGAGAUUAGUCCACCCUACUCCAACUUAUGAGUCUUUAAAUAAAUAUAUUAUUUACUUUGACGAUACUUAUUAUUAUCUGACUACACAAGAAUCAGCUGAUGGAGAGUAUAAGCCAGAAAUUGGGGACUAUAGAAUUAAAUACUCAGUCCUCCAUAUAGGCACAGCUGUGAGCAUUUUAGGGGCACAAGAUGGGGAUACAUUGACAAAAUAUGAAGGGAAACUAUUGACUGUGGAAAGCGGCAUAAUUUCGGCUGAUAAGCUUUUAGAAAGGAAGCUGAGCAACAAGAGGACGAAACAAUAUAUUUUCAGAAUAUUUUCAACCCUUUUAUUACUUACUCCCCCCCCCCUCCGUGAGCGAACAAAACCAUUAGAAAAAUCGCCAUUUUUUGACCAAAAACCCACCCUCUGUGAGUGAACAAAAAUUUUUUUAAUAGAAAAAAUUUUAAAUGGAAAAAAAUUUUGAUAUAUAAGGUGAUAAUUAGUAUAAUGAAAUCUAGAGCUAAUUCUGUUUAAUUUUAAACAAAUUGCGUUUUAAAACAUAAAUUUUGCAAAUUAAAUUAAUAUUUGCUUCCCAAUUUUUGCAAAUUAGGAUUUUUUUAAAUUUCGAAAAAAAAUAUUUUUUUAUAAAAUUUAUAUAUAAAUUUUUUUUAAAAAAAAAAAUUAAACCCCCCUCCGUGAGCGAACAAAAAUUUUUUUGUUCGCUCACGGAAGGGGGGGGGAGUUAUAGGAUUUAUUCUUGUUACUUAA